AUGUCCGCCUCCACGGCGUCGCAGGCGACCGCAUCGUGGCCGCACGACUCCCAGUCCGACGACGACUGUCGCGCGCCACCGCUCCUUGGUCAGGCUGGGCUUGGCGCGGGCGCAGACCCGGACCGCGCGCUCUGCCGAAGCGUCCUGGAGCUGCUGGAGAAUGCUGUUGCCGCGUGCGAAGCUGACGACAGCAGAGACCACACGAUCAAGAUCAGCGUCCAGGGCCUGCCUGGUACGAAUAUUUACCAGGUCUGCGUCAGCGAUGACGGCCCGGGCUUUGGCACGGCGCUGGACGCCAUCGGUGACCGCGGCGUUUUGGCUGGGCUUGGCCUGGCCACGGUGAUCCGCUGGGCCGUCAGUACGUACUGGUGGGGCGGGGGCUGCGGGUCCCACCCUGGCCCAGACGAGCUCGCCGAGAUUCUGAGCGUCGCGAGGGGACAGCUGCGGCGGCGCACGUGGGGCGCGGCUCAUCACGCCGACGCCGCCGAGCCGGCAUCGGUGACCGCCCCGCCACAGCUCCUGGAGGACUACGACGGGAGCGGGUCGCAUGUCUCGGCCCUUCUCCUCGGCGGCCGGAAGGCAAUCGACGUGCUGCGAGACGCCAUCGCGUACUCUGCGCAGGCCCUCUGCACUACGUCGUCCCUCACGAUCGAGCUCGACGUAGCCACAUCGCACGGCGAGGCGGGCGCGCGCAGCUACACUGUGCGGCACCAAGUCGAGCCGGUGGUGAUGAGCCGCAUGUUCGUGCAAGCGGGGCCAGCGCCAUCUUUGCCAGGCGUCGAGCAGCUGCUCCACUCGCUCCAGGACGAGCUCCGCGAUUGCGUGGUUGUGCCUGCCGCCGAGACCACGCUCGGCGCCGAGUCGGAGUCCCAAGGAGGCCCGCCCGCAGCUGAGAGCGGCAGAGUGAUUGCCGCACACGGUGCUGGGCGCGGAGUGCUGUCCGGCUCUGGGUUCGCGCACGCGACGCUCCAGCUCGCGGUGGAGCCACGAGCCCCCUCGGCAGAGCAGCCGCGCUCUCGCUCCGGCGCCGAUUCCUCCACCGCGCCGCUCCACGUGCUCGUGCUUCUCAACAACAAGCGAUUGGACCUCGCCGACCAGCAGCAGUUCGUCGCCGGCUGCGCGUGCUUCGAUGCGAUCAAGCGCGCGCGCGGGUGGAAGAAGCACCUGGGUUCAUCGCUGACGUCGCCAGGGGAUGGCGGGCUCCGAGUGGGCUCAGAAGGCGACGACGCCGUCCGCUGCGGCUGGCUCUGCCUCCACCUGCGAAGCCCCAACGUUCACUUUUCCGAUGCAUCGAGGAGGCGCAUCAUGCCGGCGAAGCACCUCCCCUCUGCCAUCAACGCUGCGCUUGACGGCGCUCUCACACAGGUGUGCGCCCGCCUCGCACCGCACGGCGUCAAGCUCUCGCGGGCCGAGCAGCGUCUGCAGGAGGCGCGCGCGUACGCCGCUCACAUCGCCACCGCGAUGGCGGACAUUCUCAACCUGGCCGCUCAGCAGCCGGGCCGGGAGAUGGGCGAGGGGAGCAGCUGUGCCACGCUGGAGCGGGAGCUCAUGCAGCUGCUGCGCCUCGCCUGA
Molecule: messenger RNA, 1572 nt
Organism: Emiliania huxleyi CCMP1516
Lineage: Eukaryota; Haptophyta; Isochrysidales; Noelaerhabdaceae
Exons: 1
Coding region: 1-1572 (523 amino acids)
Source: RefSeq, a predicted model, not a curated record